Penicillium atrosanguineum is the source of this 1047-nucleotide messenger RNA. RefSeq names its product D-mandelate dehydrogenase-like dehydrogenase. Lineage: Eukaryota; Fungi; Ascomycota; Eurotiomycetes; Eurotiales; Aspergillaceae. Bases 1 to 1047 code for a protein of 348 amino acids. The transcript is spliced from 3 exons. The record is from RefSeq and is a predicted model, not a curated record. Gene Ontology annotation, cellular component: cytosol. Gene Ontology annotation, molecular function: NAD binding; glyoxylate reductase (NADPH) activity; hydroxypyruvate reductase [NAD(P)H] activity.
AUGGGCAAGCCAGUCGUGCUUCAACUGGGUGACGAUAUCCGAUGGAAUCAUGAGUUAUACGCCAAGUUCAACGAGCACUUCGAGGUCAAGAGGUCCUACAGCAUGUCUCGACCAGAGUUUAUCCGAGCUCUAAAAGAGCGCAAGUUCGGCGACUUCUUCGCCAUGUACCGACCAUUCUGGAACACUGGUGGUGAGAUGGGCAAUUGGGAUGAGGAACUGAUCUCUCUGUUGCCUGGUUCGUGCAAAGUGUUCGCAAGUGCAGGAGCUGGAUUCGACUGGGUGGAUACUGCUGCUUUGGCGAAGAAGGGUGUUGUCUACUGCAACGCUGCUGCAGCUUGCACCGAGUCUGUCGCCGACGCCGCCCUGUGGCUGAUCAUCUCCUCAUUUCGCUGUUUCUCCUGGUCUGCAAUUGCAGCACGCUCGCUGGACCCAGACCAGUUUGUUGAUGCCAACAAGAACCUCGCGCCCGUCUCCCUCAACCCCAAGGGCCACACACUCGGUAUCAUCGGUUUCGGUCAGAUCGGUCGCCGUACAGCUGAGAAGGCCUUCCUAGCCUUGGGAAUGAAGGUGAUCUAUUAUGAUAUUGUCCAGAUGUCUAAAGAGCUAGAGUCCGCCUCAGAUGCCACAUACCACAAGAGCAUGGACACCCUCUUGGCAGAGUCCGACUGUGUCGUGGUCGCCACACCUUUCAGCGGCGAGACCCUCUUGAACGCAUCUUUGAUGUCAAAGAUGAAAAGGGGCUCUAGGCUGGUUAAUAUUGCUCGUGGAAAGUUGCUCGAUGAGUCUGCUCUGAUCGACGCGCUCAAGCGGGGCCAUCUUUCUGCGGCUGGUCUGGAUGUGCACUUUAACGAGCCGCACGUCAACAAGACACUGGGUAAGAUGAAGAUGGUGGAAAUCUUGUCGCACAAUGCCGGUGCUUCUUUGGAUUCGCAUAUUGGGUUUGAACGUCUGGGUAUGGAGAACAUUCUAUCAUUCCUGCAGAAUGGCAAGGCCGUAACUCCUGUUAAUCAACAUUUGUUGGUCAAGGUGUCCUCGUCUAAGCUUUGA